This is a messenger RNA of Xenia sp. Carnegie-2017, 484 nucleotides long. RefSeq names its product transmembrane protein 91-like. The transcript has 3 exons. Gene Ontology annotation, cellular component: membrane. Bases 51 to 359 code for a protein of 102 amino acids. Lineage: Eukaryota; Metazoa; Cnidaria; Anthozoa; Malacalcyonacea; Xeniidae. The record is from RefSeq and is a predicted model, not a curated record.
CCCCACAAACUUAUCCACCUCAAGGUUACCCCCCACAACCACCAACAGGAAUGAUACAACAGCAGCAGAGUAACAACACAACAGUUGUUGUGCAAAACCAACCUCAGCCUGCAGCAGUUACAACAAUGAUUCCAGUUGUCAAUGAUAACAUGGGACUGUCCAUUUUUGCAUGUCUUUGUUGUUGUUGUCCAAUUGGUAUUUUUGCCAUCAUAAAAUCAUGUGAGGUAAGAAAUCUUUACGUUGCCGGUGACUAUGCAGGUGCAAUUGCAUCAGCAGAAUCUGCGAAAAAACUGGCUGGUAUUUCUAUAGGCAUUGGAAUGUUUUUUUAUGUAGUGUCCAUAAUAAUCCACGCUAUCUAAACUAAAUGUACCAUUGUCACCCUUAAGAAUCCUACCAAGUUUUCAUGUAUUCGUUAUUAAUAAUUACUUUAAUACUUAUAAGUAAACAUCAGUUUAUAUAAUAAAAUUGUUUUCUUUUGUUGCAA